AUGUCCGACAUCCUCAAGCCGCCGAAAGAAAUCCUUGCCGAGGGACGAUACCUCUACGCGGACAUCCUGGACUUCAAGAACUUGCAGGAAAUUGUAGUAAACGAACGCAUCGACUGGUUGGUGCACUUCAGUGCACUCCUCAGCGCUGUGGGCGAGCACAAUGUCCAGCUUGCGAUGCGAGUCAACGUUGAGGGUGUCCACAACGUGAUAGAGCUCAGCAAGCAGUACCGGCUGCGCCUCUUCAUACCCAGCACCAUUGGAGCCUUUGGUCCCGAUUCCCCACGCAAUCCGACACCCGACCUGUGUGUACAGCGACCGCGGACCAUUUACGGCGUUUCCAAAGUGCACGCUGAGCUGCUUGGAGAGUAUUACCAUCACAAGUUCGGACUCGACUUCCGGUGUUUGCGGUUUCCUGGGGUCAUCUCCUACGACACAGAACCUGGUGGUGGCACCACUGACUACGCGGUCCAAGUGUUCCACGAUGCCCUGAAGCAAGACCAUUACAUCUCGUACCUAUCUCCGCACACCCGCCUUCCCAUGAUCUACAUCUCCGACUGCCUGCGGUCUCUGGUGGAGUUCAUGGAGGCUCCUUCCAGCACGUUGAAGCUACGGACGUACAACGUGUCUGCCAUGUCUUUCACUCCUGAAGAACUCUUUGACGAAGUGAAGAGGCUUCAUCCCGCCCUGGAGAUCACGUACAGGCCGGACGGGCGGCAGAAGAUCGCGGAGUCAUGGCCCGAGGUGUUUGAUGACUGCAAUGCUCGAGCCGACUGGGGCUGGAAGCCCAAGUACGAUCUGAAAGAGAUGUGCAAGGUGAUGAUUGACAACCUUCGGCCCCGCUACAACAAAGGAUCUUGA
Molecule: messenger RNA, 858 nt
Organism: Ornithodoros turicata
Lineage: Eukaryota; Metazoa; Arthropoda; Arachnida; Ixodida; Argasidae
Gene: Tdh
Product: L-threonine 3-dehydrogenase, mitochondrial-like
Exons: 5
Coding region: 1-858 (285 amino acids)
Biological process (GO): L-threonine catabolic process
Molecular function (GO): L-threonine 3-dehydrogenase activity
Source: RefSeq, a predicted model, not a curated record